This is a messenger RNA of Rhincodon typus (whale shark), 2679 nucleotides long. Its product is annotated as endothelial PAS domain-containing protein 1-like. Gene Ontology annotation, molecular function: DNA-binding transcription factor activity, RNA polymerase II-specific; RNA polymerase II transcription regulatory region sequence-specific DNA binding. The record is from RefSeq and is a predicted model, not a curated record. Lineage: Eukaryota; Metazoa; Chordata; Chondrichthyes; Orectolobiformes; Rhincodontidae. The transcript is spliced from 5 exons. Gene Ontology annotation, biological process: regulation of transcription by RNA polymerase II; cellular response to hypoxia. The annotation marks the transcript as partial.
CCAAGUAGCCCCGGAGACUACUACAGUUCCUUGGACAAUGAUCUCAAGAUUGAACUGAUUGAGAAACUUUUUGCUAUGGACACUGAAGCAAAAAAACAAUGUAGCACUCAGGCGGAAUUGAGUGAUCUGGACCUUGAAACUCUGGCUCCCUACAUUCCCAUGGAUGGGGAAGACUUCCAGCUGAGCCCAAUCUGCCAUGAUGAGCAGCCCCCUUCCGAGAACACGCCAAGAACGCAAGAUUAUUCCAACAACAUGAAUAAUGUGUUCCAGUCGUUUGCUCCAAAUUUUGUCACCUCACAUCAGCAGAUGAUGCUUGACAAGUAUUGUCCUGAGAUGGCGCCAGUAAAGAAGAAUAACUCCAGCCACCUUCACCCACUGUCAUACAACACUGGAAACGGGGUUUCUCUGCCACCAUACCAUGCACCUGUAUGUAAUCCUGCAUCCUCGAUGGGUGGCAGACUGAAUGUCCAAUGGCCGCCUGAUCCGCCUUUUGAUUGUACACUCAGAAAAUGGAGAUUGAUGGAUCAGAGGACAGGAUCAUUGCCUGGUAUCCCUCCUGGCCAACUGGGGCAUACAUCACUGUAUAAACAAAGGUCUCUGGACAACUUUGGACAACAUGGGAAAGACAUUACCAAUGAAAUGAUGUUCAGAAACAACCUAAAACGCAAACUGCAGCUGGACUUUGGAGAGCAGAUAUUCCAACUAUCAGCAGACUCUCUGUGUGAAGAUUCACCAAGGAGUCACACUUCACAGAUGCUGUGGAAGAGAAUGAAGAGCAUUAAAUCUGAAAACAAUUCCUCAUUAACACAGAAAAAGUCCUGGAGUUCAGGGUCACUUACAGGAAUGGCAAGCCGUCUUUUGGGUUCAUCGUUCCUUGCUUAUUCCUUGCCUGAGUUGACAAGAUAUGACUGUGAAGUCAACGCCCCUGUAGUAGGGAACUCAACACUUCUGCACGGACGUGAAUUGCUGACAGCGCUUGACCAAGCAACUUAAAUGGUUCUGCAUUAAACCACUAGCCUGAACUGUGAUAACUGCUUCAGUUUCUAAAGAUAUAUUUUGCAAGUAGUCUAUUAUUGACAUGUAGUUUAAAGAAUCACUUAUUUGUUCAACAUGUCCACAUCUUUGCUAAUAACUUUUCGUAAAUUAAACUAUGUUCUGUUAUUCUUGUCAUUAUAACUUCACAUAGAUUACUCCUAGUCAUUCUCAAAUCCAAAACAUCACUCAUUCUCAAAACAAGUUCUCCGUUCUUUUUCUCCUGUAGCAUUAUGUUGUUCUUUUCUAAUUCUCUACUUGCUCUUCUUUCAAUUAAAAAGCAGCUAUUUUCUUGUGUUGAAAGAAAUGCACUUAAUUUUUUUAAGACAAUUAAAAUGUUCCAUUAUUUUUUCCUACAGAUGCUCAGUGAAUUAAAAUACUAAUGGCUAAAAAUUUAUAUUAGAAAGCAGAUUUAUUGUAUGUGGACUUUUUGUUCAGUUGCACAUUGUAGCUUCAAUAAGCUUUUUUUUUGGUUGUUCAUUUACUAAAUAUUAAGCUUUUAAAGACUUAUAGAUUUUUGAUGUUAAUCUUGUGCUGGUACUUCAAGUAGCAGAAAGAGAAUGGAUUUCUACUUGUAUUCAUAUAAUCAAUUUAAAGCGUCAUUUUAUUACUUAGUGCUGGAUUUGCAUUCAAUUGAUAUUCUGGUCAGUGGUAACCUAGGGGCAUCUUGAAAAAGGCAAGCUGCCAAUAAUUUAGUAUUAAUGUUUUAUUAAAAAAAAGCUGGAAUAUUUUACAUAUCCAAUGCACAGUAAGAGAAUACAUCAAAACACAAAUGUAAAAGAUUUAAAGUAUAUUUAGUUGUAUUUUUUCUUUGGUCAGGUAUAACACAGUUCUUUUAUUCUGUCGAUCUGUCAUGCAUCUUUGUGAGACCCUGCUGAACUUAAGUCAAACCUUUAUGCAGUAUGUACGAUAAAUGAGGCCUUUGCAAGGAAGUAUUUUAAAUUUUACUUAUUAAAAAGUGCAAAAUAUUUCCAGAAAAACUCAAAUUUCGGCUUAAAAUGGUCAAUUCUUGCUAUCAUUGGAAAACAAUAGAGCCUCAUAUUUUAAAUUUUUUGAUUCAUUCAUUAAGCUCACAUUUCCCUUUAUAAGGGCAUUCUACAGAGGGUAACAUUAUAUCCUGAUACUUCAUCCCCAUUGCAUUUUCAACAGGGCCACACUUAGAACAGACUGGGAAGGUUUGACCUCAAUACAUAUAAUCUUCAAUGAUAAAGCUAUUUUUCCAUUGCUGGGAACCCUUCAAAUGCCACAAGUUUUGAACACUGGUUUUUGUUUUAAUUUGAAUGAAAUAUUUAAAGGAAUUAAAAUCAAAGGAAAGUGUCGUGGUACAAUGAAUUUGAAGUUGAAGAACCAUCAUUCUUUUUGGCUCAAAAAUGUUAAUGCAUUUGAAGGGUUAGGGUUGCAGGCAAACUUUUUGGGUUUUUAUAAGCUUAAUGCAGUCUCAACAUUAAACAGACAAUGCAAGCAUGUUGCUAAAAUACUAUGUCAGUGUUUCAGUUCUAAUAUUAACAGCCAUAGUUUUUAUUACAAAUAUUUAAUAUCUGUAUGGCUUGGUUCUUAAUACUUUAUUCUGUAUGGGAAAUUUUAACCUAAUGAGGUAAUGUAUUUUUGACACCAGUAGCUUAUUAAAGCAUAAAAUCUUUAAUGUCA